AUGACCUUCUAUUAUUAUAUUAUUCUAGACAAGACCGACUACCAGGCCAAGAUGCAGACCAUUUUAAGUGACAAGAAACAUUUUGUGAAACUUUCCAAUGACCCCACAGCGAAAUCUGAGCGUUGUCUCAAUGAACACCUCCGGCACCUAAAAAAGACGGGCCACCUCGACGAGUCUACAUACCGUCAUCUUUUCUCGUCCGACGGUUCCACUCCAAAGCUGUACGGCCUCCCCAAAGUACACAAACCAGAAUGCCCCUUGCGCCCUAUUGUGUCCUUCAUUGGUUCCCCAAUUUAUAACCUCGCCAAGCAGCUGGUUGACAUCAUCUCGCCCGUAACUGGAGCCAACGCCCUGACGGUUCGGAACUCUCGUGAGUUUGUGGAGCUGGUGCGUGAGCGCGUACUCGAGGAUGACGACGUGAUGGUGUCUUUCGACGUGGUGUCCCUUUUCACAAACGUUCCGACCACUCUCGCGACUGAGGGCUGCCCAAUGGGUAGCCCAGUGUCCGUGACACUGGCCAACUUGGUCAUGGAGCACGUGGAGGAAUCUGCACUAGAGCAAGCGCCCUGCCCCAUUAAAUUCUACCGACGGUACGUUGACGACACCUUUGUGAUUUUAAGCAGGGUUCACGUCGAUGCCUUCCAUUCGGUCCUAAACAGUGUUGAACCUUCUAUUCAGUUUACUUAUGAAAUCGAGAAAAACAACGUGCUUCCUUUUUUGGACGUAAAUGUACAUCACGACCAAGUAGGACAAAUCAAAACAACGGUCUACCGUAAGGCCUGCGACACUGGCAACUUCCUGGACUUUAAUUCCCACCACCCUACCGAACACAAGCGAGCCGUCGUCAGAACCCUGUUGGAUCGUGCUGAGCGUCUCGCCUCCGACUCUCAACUUCAAUCUUCAGAAGAGACCACCGUCAAUGAACUGCUUAGGAAACGAGGUUAUCCCCAGAAGUUUAUCGACGACACGCGCAGGCGUAGAGAAGACAGGCAGCCAAAAGAACCUUCCACACAUAAUGGGACCAUCUCAAUUCCCUACGUCAAAGGGGUUUCGGAGCGUAUUCGGCGCAUUCUACUACCUUUGGGGAUAAAGACUUGUUUCAAACCCCAUAUGAAACUUCGACACAUCAUUUCAAGGCCAAAAGAUCCCACCCCACCUGGAAGCGAAAGCGGUGUUGUUUAUAGGCUAUGUUGUUUGGAGUGCAAUGCCACGUACGUAGGUGAGACAGGCAGGAAACGGGACACCCGCGUUAAAGAACACAGACGAGACGUUGAAAAGGCGACCAACGCAACUAGGUCAAAGACCGAGCUCGUGGAUCAUUGCUGGACAACGGGACACGUGUUCGACUACAAGGGUGCCGUCACCUUGGCACGUGAACAGCGGUGGGGACCCAGAAAAUUCCUCGAAUCGUGGCACAUACAGAGGGAGCCAACAGCAUGUAAUGCCAACCGUGGCCCACUUCCUGGACUGUACUCUGGCCUCGGAAAACCCGUAAAUAGCAAGACCGGUUUUAGUGCUCCUCAUUCCCGUCCCUAG
Molecule: messenger RNA, 1536 nt
Organism: Ornithodoros turicata
Lineage: Eukaryota; Metazoa; Arthropoda; Arachnida; Ixodida; Argasidae
Exons: 2
Coding region: 1-1536 (511 amino acids)
Source: RefSeq, a predicted model, not a curated record